Stomoxys calcitrans (stable fly) is the source of this 2139-nucleotide messenger RNA. It is a transcript of the gene Alp11, whose product is annotated as alkaline phosphatase. Gene Ontology annotation, molecular function: alkaline phosphatase activity. The record is from RefSeq and is a predicted model, not a curated record. Gene Ontology annotation, biological process: dephosphorylation. The transcript has 3 exons. Lineage: Eukaryota; Metazoa; Arthropoda; Insecta; Diptera; Muscidae. Bases 493 to 2106 code for a protein of 537 amino acids.
UUGUGAUAUUUUUUCAUGUGUAGGUAGACCCCUCAAGCUAAAUGUCUUGGCAUACUCAAACAACACCUCUCCGGUAAGAUGCUUCACUUCAGCUUCUGGGAAGAGAUAAACAGCAAAAUCAUUUAUUAUCAACUUUUGAAUAACCACCAGUACGUUGACAUUUCUUGUCAAACAAUCGACAUUUUAAGCGCUUCAUUGAAAAUCUAUUUCCCCUAAACUCACAACCAGAAAACUAUUUUAAACGUUUAUCAAUCGCAGGCAUGCACUCAGUGUGAAUAACUUAUGAGUUGAACAGCGGAAUGGAGGUUAUCGAAUUGAAAUGAAUUGGGUCUCACAGCAAGAAACCAAAUAACAAAACACUGCCUAAUUAGCUAUAAUAUGCCAUGAAAAUUUAUAAAAGAGUAGGCAAAAGUAACAUUUCGGCUUUUUUCUAUGAACAACAAAACAAUUUUCUACAGCACUUGACAGUCCCUCCCACUUGGGAAGUGAAAAAUGUAUUAUAAAGAAACGCUUACGGUUUUAAUCGCACUUACCCUCUGGAGCUGUAUAACAGAAUCCUUUCGAACAUUUUUUGAGGAAAGCGAUAACUAUCAUCAUGAAAUUCCACACGAAGAGAAGAGUUUUGCAAGGAAUAUGCCAGGAGAUUUGGCCGAAAAUAGGAUAACUCCAUCACGGGAAAGAGAUACGCAAUAUUGGCUUGAUUAUGCCCAGCAUAUCGUAAGACAAAGAGCUGGCGGUUAUUUCAAAAAUAAAAGGGCCAAAAAUAUUAUAUUGUUUUUGGGUGAUGGAAUGUCCAUCAGCACCCUAACUGCAGCUCGCAUACUUAAAGGACAACGUGAAGGGCGACCUGGAGAGGAAUCGUCACUGGCAAUGGAACAAUUUCCCUUUGCAGGUUUAAGUAAGACAUAUUGCACCAAUGGUCAAACAGCAGAUUCGGCCUGUUCAGCCACCGCAUAUUUGACUGGGGUUAAGACAAAUCUCUUGACCAUAGGCGUUAAUGGUCAUGUCAUCUUCAAUAAUUGCACUUCAAGCUCAAAUCCUGCUUACCAUGUAGAAUCCAUAGCUAAAUGGGCCCAGGAUGCUGGAAAGGCAACGGGUAUUGUUACUACUACAACCGUAACGCAUGCAAGUCCUUCAGCAAGCUAUGCUCAUGUAGCUAAUCGAAAUUGGGAAAGUGAUUAUGAUAUUUUGAAGACAAAGGCUGUGACAAAUGGACCCUGUUCGGAUAUAGCCAAGCAACUAAUUCAGAAUGAGCCUGGGAAUAAAUUUGAUGUCAUAAUGGGCGGAGGAUUUAAGAAGUUUAUACCCAAUGACAUACGAGAUGCUUUUGGUGUGAAAGGAGAACGUAGAGACUCUUUGAAUUUAGUGGAAGAAUGGCUACGUUAUAAUUCGCAAGGAAAAUUGGUAACUACUAUUGAGGAGCUACAGGACUUGGACUUUGUGGAAACUCAAAAACUUCUUGGACUUUUUCACUCUUCUCAUUUGGAGUACCAUGCGAAAGCUUCAACUUCCCAUCCUGCGCAACCUAGGCUUAAGGAUAUGACGGAGGCCGCCCUUAAGAUAUUGCAAAAAAAUCCUCAAGGGUAUUUUGCAUUCAUUGAGGGUGGUCGUAUUGACCAUGGUCACCACAGCAAUAUAGCAGGGUAUGCAUUAGAUGAAACCUUAGAAUUUGACGAAGCCAUUCAAAUGGCCAUAAAUAUGACCAACGAAGAAGAAACAUUAAUUGUUGUCACAUCUGAUCAUUCCCAUACUAUGACAAUAUCCGGCUAUCCAGGGCGUGGCAAUCCUAUUUUGGGUUUAAAUCAAUAUAAUCGUGAUUUGGAGGGAAUACCUUACAGUGUAUUGAACUAUGCGCUGGGUCCCCAACAGUAUGUAGAUAAGAAUGGCAAACGCUUAGAUUUGUCUUCUGAGAAAUACGACGAAUUUAUGGUGAAACCUAGUUACAUUCAUACCAAAAUGGGUGCACAUGCAGGUGAAGAUGUGGCUUUGUUUGCCCGCGGCCCCCAAGCCCAUCUCUUUUCAGGAACUAUGGAACAGAAUGUGAUACCGCAUUUAAUGGCAUAUGCCGCUUGUAUAGGACAUGGGCCAACAUUUUGUGAUGAAUAACAAAAACUUAAUAAAUUCACAAAUUAUUCUAAA